CCAUGGAGCAGCCUCGGCGCCUGCAGGCCGACUACAGCUUCCGCCAGGGGGCGCACAGCCUGCGCCUGAGCCUCGGCCGCUCGCUGCUGGAGCUGGAGGUGGAAGCGCAUCGGAGCGCCGAGCGCUGGAGGGGUCGCUUCGAUGCCGCCGCCAUCGAGGAGCUGAGCCACAAAACGGGCAACUUCAAGCAGUUUGGCAUCUUCUGCAGCAUGCUGGAGGCUGCCCUGCUGCAGAGCAGUGACUCUGUCAGCCUGGAGCUCCUCACCUACAGCGACCUGAAGACCCUCCACAGCCUCAAAACCGGGGUGUCCCCCCCCCGCCCCCCCCGUGCUGCCCCCUCCCCCCUGGGCACCAAACGUUACCUGAUCCUGGUCUACUCCGUGGAGUUCGACAGGAUCCACUACCCCCUGCCGCUGAGCUACGCGGGGCGGCCGGAGCCGGCCGAGCUGUGCCGCUCGCUGCGGGAGCUCCGGGAGCAGCUGCGGGAGCUGCGGGCACGGCGCGGGGACGAGCGGCGGGAGGCGGAGAUCCGGCGGCUCCGGGACGACCUGCAGCGAGCGCUGGAGGAGAAGGCGGCGGCGGAGGCUCGGUCCCAGCGGGAGAACCGGCGGCUGGCCGGCGAGCUGGCGGAGGCAAAGGCGGCGGAGCGCAGGCUGCAGCUGCGGGUGCGGAGCCUGACGGCCGAGCUGGCCUCCUACAGGAGGGGCCAGCGGACCCCCAGCGGCGGCAGCGCCCCCAGGCCCCCCCCGGAGCGCCGCUCAGCAGCCCCCCGGGACGGCCGGGGCCGGGCCCCCUCCCGGUCCCCAUCGCCGGCAGCCCACCCCCCACGCUUCGACCCCACGGCUUACGUCAGGGCCCAGCAGCGCCGCAGGAAAGAGGCAGAGCUCAGGAAGGGCAGGAAGCUGACCCCAACCCGGAGACCCCUGAGGACCUCCUCCUCCUCCUCCUUCAACGCCCCCAAGCAGGCCAGCAGCCAGAAGCUGCCCCCCAGCAAGCUCCAUGGGAAGGAGAACUGCUCUGAGCUGGCAGAGAUCGAUGCCAGGCUGAAGGCCCUGCAGGAGUACAUGGAGAGCCUGGACCCCCACUCCUGACCCCCUGCCCCCCACUUUGGGGACCCCCCUGGCCCCUCCUGGGGACAAUGGUGGC
This is a messenger RNA of Dryobates pubescens (Downy woodpecker), 1146 nucleotides long. RefSeq names its product coiled-coil domain containing 61 (gene CCDC61). Bases 3 to 1091 code for a protein of 362 amino acids. Gene Ontology annotation, cellular component: centrosome. The record is from RefSeq and is a predicted model, not a curated record. Lineage: Eukaryota; Metazoa; Chordata; Aves; Piciformes; Picidae. The transcript has 12 exons.